Cloeon dipterum is the source of this 1479-nucleotide messenger RNA. RefSeq lists its product as uncharacterized. The transcript has a single exon. Lineage: Eukaryota; Metazoa; Arthropoda; Insecta; Ephemeroptera; Baetidae. The record is from RefSeq and is a predicted model, not a curated record. Bases 116 to 1324 code for a protein of 402 amino acids. Gene Ontology annotation, molecular function: zinc ion binding; nucleic acid binding.
CAGCACGAGUAACGCAAAAUCGCUUUUAGAGACAUUAAAUGAUUCAUUUGAGCAGCUAGAUCAAAUUGGUGCACCGAGCGAUUUUGGGUUCGCAGCUGCAGCGCACGGGCCGCAAAUGCAAUACUUUGUUCCCGUGUCGCAUGAUCAAAUUCUAAAUCAAGCGUCGUUAGAGAGUCGUCAAAAUAGCGGCGUCUUAUUGGUGCCAAAUUGUAACUCGAAGCGGAGGAUUUACACAAGGGAUUGGAAAGUGUCAUUUUCGGGCGAGCAGUCCAGUAAAAGGUCACUGGCUAGUUUCUUGCGGGAAAUCGAACUUAAGCGAAAAGAGAGCAAUUUGACAGACUCCGAGUUUUGGGACACUGCCCAUCAUUUAUUUGAGGGUAGGGCGAAGGCUUGGUUUCUCAUGAACCACAAGAAGUGGCACUCGUGGGUGGAAUUUGAGCCGCAUCUGAUUGCAAAUUUUAAACCUCCAGAUUAUGAUGACCGGUUAUGGGAUCAAUUGCGUUCGCGCAGGCAAGCCCGCGACGAAAGGCUUAAUUUGUUUUGUUCGGAAAUGGAGACAUUGUUUUCCCUGCUUAGCAAUCCUCCAUCCGAGCGGGAAAAAUUGGAAUUUGUAAGAAAGCGAUUGGCCCCAUAUUGGUUGCAAAAUCUGCCCUGUGGCGAAAUUCACAGUUUAGAUGAUUUGCAAGGAAGAGGUUUGAGUUUGGAAUCAGUGAAGCACUUGAUUGACAAGUAUAGAGAUCCGCAGGCGCAGGAAGAUCCUGUUGAGCCAGAAUUUGCGUAUAAAGUCAGUGAGAAAGCGGACAAGAAAGAUGAGAAAGGGAAAGUUAGUGUGGCAGAAUUGUGUUGUGUUGGUCACACGCCUGGUGAGAUUUGCUGUGCUGCACUUUCGUACCGAAAUGCAAGCGCGGGCGCUCGUUCAGGGGUUCGGCCGGCGCACGACAAUUCGCAGCGUGCAAAUGCGCACCUUUCUGCUCGCGCGCGGCAGCAGAAUGUGGGCAGUAAUGUUUCUAAUGGGCAAACUUUGAUUCACGCGCCACAGGGAAAUGCAUCGCAGCAGUCAAAUCUCGCUGUUGCGGCCAAGGUGUGUUGGAACUGUUUCCAGCAGGGACACAGUUUCAGAAAUUGCGCACAGCCGCGCAGGGGAGCUUUCUGCUGGGGAUGUGGGAAAGACGGGAUCGUGCGUAAAAAUUGUAUUUCUUGCACGAAUUCAAAAAACCCGUCGGGGGUCGCUCGUCCGGUAGCGCAAAGCGACAGCAAACCCCACAAUAUGAGUCAAGUGCAAGGCGCUCAAACAAAUCUUGGCAAAGGCACAUCUGGAAACUAAGAACUGAUUAUGUUCGCGAAAAAUUAGGCGGAAUUUUACUGAAAUGUAAAGGGGAGACGCUGAGCGAGAGUAGCGAUGAACUGGAGGUGGACAAAUUUGAUAAUAGAUUAUUUUUACGCGUAAAAAUAUUAGAUAAUCCAGUUGUUGGUUUACUU